Messenger RNA from Cokeromyces recurvatus, 286 nucleotides. RefSeq lists its product as uncharacterized. The transcript has a single exon. Lineage: Eukaryota; Fungi; Mucoromycota; Mucoromycetes; Mucorales; Mucoraceae. The record is from RefSeq and is a predicted model, not a curated record. The coding region runs from base 103 to 261 and encodes 52 amino acids.
UGGAUAAGCUGAAUAUCUAACCACCACAACAGUGGGCAAGAGUCCUUUAUUAUAUUUCAGGUUAAAAAGUCUGAACAUUAACCACUCAUUUGUCUGAAACUAAUGUUUUUUUUUCCAAAAAAAGGUAAGCUGAACAUCUGGUUCUAUCGCUGGCCAGUUAUGUGUACCAUUCUACAGGAAAUAGAUUAUUUAAUGCACGAUAAACUACCCCCUCCACUUCUUGAUCCAGGCAGAAAAUUACUCAACUGGUUGUCUCUUUAAACUUGUUAGCAAUAUUCCCCUUUCU